AUGACUGCAGACCAUAUCGGCCCGCUCUCAAAGGCACCUCUGAGCAUUGAAUCAUGCCCAACAACGACUAGUCAAGAAUCGCCAUCUUUGAACAACAAAGAGCAGAUUGUUAGCUCUAGCUCUGGUUGCGAAAACCCUCAAGCCACGGCUGAAGCCCAAGAUCACGACUCGAAGCUUCAGGGAUAUGGUGGUCAUGAGACUAAACUUGUCUCAGGGGAGGGCGACACUGAGAGACUACAAGCAUGUUUGAAGCACCCCGAAAUAUCUGAUGAUGCACAGCCUGCAUCAGGGACACAUUCAAAAGGGGUUGAGAACAUAACUACCAAAACCACAGCAGCGUCUGGAAAACCCUUAGCAAAGCCAUCUUUACUACAAUCCCAACCAGCUCCGGCGGCGUCUCCGCGACAAGACGGCUUGAUGCUACAUGGUAUGCUAGAGACAAGGAACACCGCCUUCCCGUCUAGUAAGUCUGACGCUUCGGCUCCCUCUCGCAAAUUGCUACCCGGGACUUCUACUCUUCAGGGUCAAUUGGCGAAAGAAAAUAACGUUGGGCUUCCCAGGCCAAUCCUUAACAACACCAAGAAGACGAGUUUGCCGCCAAAUGCUUCCAACUCUCCCACAUCCCCUGAUCGAUUGUCAUCCGCGGCGUCUGGGAAGGCACAUCAGCAGAAGAAGCCAUCAAAACCUUCAUCAUCAUCAUUUGGCCCGCGCUACAAACAGGCAUCUGGUUCGACCAUUGCGAGCGUCUAUUUCAAGGGUAACGGCUCUUAUUAUACGCCUUUCAACUCGGAAUCCCCGGGCGUAAGCAAGCAUCCCUCCAAACGUGCAAUGAACGGUACAGCGAGCACGGAAUCUAAACUACGCCCGUCGUCUGAAAAGGGCCACCUGGAAUUAUCAUCCCAACUGUCUCAGCCCGUCCCUGGAGUUUCUGCUCUCACUUCCAUGGACCCCCGUCAGAAAAGUCAGCAAGCUCACUCUGAGAUUUACGGAUCUACCAGCUCUUUGAACCAGCUCCACAAGAAAUCGAAAGACCCCGAUCCUUCGGAGGAUACCCAAGAAACAUUACGGGAUGACCGAGCUUCAGAAGACUCGGAACUGUCUGACGUCGAGAGUAUUGAUCCUCGGUCCUUCAGCUCCAAUACCACCGCCAGUACCCUGGGUCGACUUCCUGGGCUCAUUAUCGUCGAUAGUGACGAUGACGAUGACGAUGAUGACAACAACGACGACGACGCUCGGGUUACUUACGAUGCUGAGAAGGACGACGGUGGCCGGGAAAACGAUGCUUAUGCGGACCUUCCUGAUAACAGUGUAUCAGUUACGAAUACAUCUUGUCCUUAUACUAAACAUACCAAAGACUCGGCCCUUGAUGAUACUCCGUACAAAGUCUGCAAAGAUCAGUUCGGUAACAUAACCAAGACAGAAGGUGCACUAAUACCCAUCGGCUAUCAAUUCUUUGAUGGCGAUUUUCCGUGGAUAUGUCCUGUCCGAUCCUGCAGAACAGUGCACCCAUCCAUCAAGGCCCUGGGGAACCAUUUUAGCCAUGGACACAAAGGAGCUUGUUACAAUGAUAACCUGGAUGGUACUUUGACAUUCUUGGGUCAGUAUACCAAAAUGCUGAACAAGCAACCUCCAAUCAUUGUUAGCAAGAAAGCCAUGAGUCUUGAUGACUCGCCAAUGCUCGAGCCGUCGCAUACAGUAGCGAACCAUUACAAGUUCAUUUCCGGGCUUCCUGGAGACAAGUUGAAUGAGCACACGCAGAGGCGUCAGUCACAGAGCAAUCAGCUUGUAUCUGGCCAGGCUAUUGUUGCCGUUCGAGAUUCUCCCCUACCGAAACCCGAAAAGACCUUGACUAUGGCCGAUCCAGAUCGUCCUUAUAACAUGUGGCCUAGCCCGCAAAGGGGCAGCGCCACUAACUCUAGGGCUGUCAUAGAUGCGACAGGGAAGCUUGAGCAACUCUAUGGUGGCCUGCUUCCAUCUGGAUGGACUCCGUACUAUGAGUAUCCGAAGCGCCAGUGGCUAUGUCCAAUCCGGUCAUGCCAGUGCUUGACGAAAAGCCGGUAUCAAUUUGGCCGCCACUUCUUGACCCAUCGUGGUUGUCACAUGAAUGACAACCUUGAUGGGACGUUUACCAUACUCCGCAGCCCAUCUCAAGCUCAGCUGGAUGAUAAGGAUUAUACCGACGCACCCUCAGCUGUCGUCUCACGCGAGCCAUUGGACAUUGAACCUAUCCAAUCGCCAAAGAUCAGAGUCAAAGAUCCAUCAGGUACCCAGCCUAUUUGGUUCAGCCUCAGUUUGUAUAUGAAGUCAACCACAAAAGGGCAUGGGAAAGCUGUCAAAAAUACCACACCCUAUUCUGUCCCAACAAAGAAUAAAAUUGUACAACCAGGACUGAGGGAGACCCCAUUGAAACUGGUCACAGAGGAAACACGUGGUGCCUUGAUCCCAGAAGGGUAUGAGUUGGAUAAGACUUGGCCUGGCCGACCAUGGAUCUGCCCUAUUCGCUCUUGUCGAGUAGUUUGCAAGAACACUUGGAGUUUAGGAUCACAUUUUACGAAAAUGCAUUCAUCAGUUAGCCUAAACGAUAACAAGGACGGCACGUUCUCCAUUGUAGGCACGCACCAAUAUGGAGCACCUCGUGUGGUAUCAAAGCGCCUCGUCAGUCUUCAUAAGGAUCCAGUCGUCGAAGCAUGCCUUCCCGUUCUUAAGAAGGUGGAGAUCGAAGAGGAGGAAAGAAAAAGAAGUCAAAUGGAGAGUUCCACGCACAAAUUCACCACAAAAAAACCUGCCACGAACUCAGAAGAACUCUGGAAGUACUUAUGCAGCAUGGUCGACCGCGAUCUCACGAGGCCGAGUCAUCCGAGCUUCAACCAUCUUAUGGCCCUCCCUCGAAUUCGAGAUUUAAACAUCAUCGACAAGAAACUGGACCCAAAGCAACUGAAACAUUCAGCGCUAGGAGUGGCUUUGGUUAUUCAAGUAACAGGAGUGGAAAGGCUGGUAAAACAAUGCACAGCAUGCCGCCGCGGAGAUGGUCCGUUCUACGAGUGUGUCAGCAUAUGCCCGGAACUUGCCCAUGAGAUAGCCGAGUCGAGUCCACAGUUGGUGACAUCGCCCACCAAUCGCUGGUGUUGUAUGAACUGUGUACUCAAUAAGUCGGCCACAAUGUGCAGUCUCAAGGCUUCUAUGCUGGAACGUUUGGAAGACGGCAGAGUUAAAGAAAACAUACAACAAUGGAUGAUAUCUCCACAACGACAUGCAGCCAUGGUCAAGCGGAAGCAUGUUUUUGUGGACGAUGAGGCGGAUAAGGAUGUUGACCUCUAUCGUCAAGAUGCAACCAGCUUUAGCUAUCGACGAUCUGGGCGUCUAAGGUCACUAGCUGAAACCACGCCUUCCGAGUCACAGAAACGGCCGUUCGCUUCGACGGAUAUGGCGUCUGCAGCCUCUCAGGUCGUUUCAACUACACGGGAAGAAAUUGCGAGCUCUCUGCGAGGCUCGAAACGAAUUCGUGGCACGCAAAACGCUCCUCGCCAAGAUCCUACACCGAGCGCGAUCCAAGAAUCCCUGGAAGUAGAGGAUUGGGAAAGGGAAGCAAAAGCUAUUCCCAGAGAAAACGGUCCUUCCGACAACCUCGCCCUCUCCUCCUCUUACAAUCUACCCACCCACCAAAACUCCUCCACCUCCUCCAUCCAAAUCUGUGCCUCCUCAUCUUUCUCUCUCCACAUCAUAAAAAUCCCCGUGGGAGGCUCUCAUGAACUCCCAGCCACAUCAGACGUGUCUCCGUCAUCAUCUUCCCGAAAACAACAGCAUGAAACUCGCAUGUGCACCGUCAUUGCUGGCAAGUUGCGAGUCAAGAUAAAAACAGUGGAAGACGAGACAGAAGGUAUGGAGUUCAAUAUUGGAGUGCAUGGCUUGUUGAAGUUGGAAAAGGAGAUGGAGUGUAAGUUUGAAAAUUGGGGGUAUAAUGAGGCGGUUUUGCAGGUCGUUGGUGUUAGUGGGGAGUAG
This is a messenger RNA of Neurospora tetrasperma FGSC 2508, 3999 nucleotides long. RefSeq lists its product as uncharacterized. The record is from RefSeq and is a predicted model, not a curated record. The transcript has 9 exons. The coding region runs from base 1 to 3999 and encodes 1332 amino acids. Lineage: Eukaryota; Fungi; Ascomycota; Sordariomycetes; Sordariales; Sordariaceae.